Molecule: messenger RNA, 309 nt
Organism: Penicillium atrosanguineum
Lineage: Eukaryota; Fungi; Ascomycota; Eurotiomycetes; Eurotiales; Aspergillaceae
Exons: 3
Coding region: 1-309 (102 amino acids)
Source: RefSeq, a predicted model, not a curated record
AUGGUCGGCUCGAACAUCGACAACAAUCCUCUUGAUCCCAGCAUCUUGCAAAAGCGCAACUCACUCGAUGGAAACAACGACAAGGGAACACAAACUCGCAAGAUGAGCGACUUGGAAAUCAUCAUGGAUCGAAAUGUGGCUCCCGCCCCCGAAGCCAUGUGCGCUGAGCUAGCCCAUGAACAUGCUUUAGAAGACCUCCAGAGCUCUACAGAACACAGUAACGCGCAAAACCCAGUGCGAGGCCCCGUUUACUCAGAGAACUAUCUCGACCAUGCCACCCAGUAUGAGCCCCGCCGACCGGAAGAUUAA